Populus trichocarpa (black cottonwood) is the source of this 3764-nucleotide messenger RNA. Its product is annotated as xyloglucan 6-xylosyltransferase 2. The record is from RefSeq and is a predicted model, not a curated record. The transcript has a single exon. Gene Ontology annotation, biological process: xyloglucan biosynthetic process. Bases 2257 to 3555 code for a protein of 432 amino acids. Lineage: Eukaryota; Viridiplantae; Streptophyta; Magnoliopsida; Malpighiales; Salicaceae. Gene Ontology annotation, cellular component: endosome; trans-Golgi network; membrane. Gene Ontology annotation, molecular function: hexosyltransferase activity; UDP-xylosyltransferase activity; xyloglucan 6-xylosyltransferase activity.
GAAUUAAGAUUAAGAUAGCCACGAGAUCUCUACUGCAAGAAUGGCGACAAUUUGUUGUAAAAAGAGAAAGUACUCCAUUAAUGGCAUAUAUAAUUUAGCAGUUACUUGCGCGAAAAUUAAGAAGAUGGCCUAAGAAAGAAAGUUAAAGGAACCCCUGGAUUUUCUCAUCUAGCAUUCAUCCUUCUCUAUUUUAUGUCAAUGCUUCGUCUCCUCCCCUCUCCUCCAAUUCUUCACGAUUCUAAUGGCUUCCAGAACCCUAAAAAACCUAGCAGAAAAAGAUCAACCCGUCCUUGCCAAGCCAAAAACUAGAAAGACCAGCAACACUAAAGGUUCUUUAUGGUCACUUUUUAUGGUAUUAGUGGCACCUCCUUCCCUGUCCUUGACCAUAAUAUACUUGUUUGGUUCAGGCAGAAGGUACCGUGCCCUAGCCAAACCGUCUUGGUUUCCUUCUCUAACAGUAAUUCAUUUAGGCUCUGUGGGUUCAACUUUUCUUAUGAGCCUAGCAGCCUGGCUAGUGUGGACUAAUGAUGGGUUUCAUGUUGACUCGGAUGCGUUGCCUCUCUACAUUGCUCAAAUCUCUUUGAGUAUGGUCUGGGAUCCUCUUGUGCUCAGGAUUGGAGCAGUUUGGCUUGGAUUUCUGUUCUCCAUGCUUAAUUUGGGGACUCUUCUUGCAUGUUACUGGGCCUUUGGCAAGGUUAAUCCAUUGUCUAAAAAGUUUGUCAAGCCUUGCUUGACGUGGGUGGCAUAUCUAACCCUAGUCACAUUUGAUCUUAUGUUUCUUUGAAUCCUGGUUUGUCAACAUCAUAGCCAUGUGUUUGGUGGAAGUUUGAGAUUCAAUUUCUUGGAUGACUGCUUUAUUAAUUCUGGAACUGCCCUUCUCCCCUGCCAUGUUAACAAGUCUUGGUGCGUAUUAUACUCAGGACGUGUACAACUCUCUCUCUCUCUCUCUCUCUCUCUCUCUCUCUCUAUAUAUAUAUAUAUAUAUAUAUAUAUAUAUAUAUAUAAGAUGGAUCUCUUCGUGGGAAAACAUACAAAAUCCUCACUUUCUUUUUUCUUUUAAAUAUAGGGUUUUAUUUAUUUAUUAUAUCCAUCCCUUUUUUAUGGUUUCAAAGAAUGAUUGGUGGGAAUUUGCCAAUGAUGUUUAAGCAAUAUUCAAGAACAACUUUCUUUUCUUAGCAGUUUUUAUGCAAGGCAAUUAUUUCAAAUUAAGGAAUAGUUCUAUUAUAGCCAUGUUAAUUAGUCAACAGACUUAUCACAAAAGCCAGACAGGUGCAGAUGGACAGAAACAGAUUUGUAUCUCCUAAUUUUGUCAUGUGUAAUCGAGCAGUGGGAGGACAUGCAUGGCUUAUCUCUUUUUCACCUGUAUUGCUAGCAAGCAUGCUAUGAUGAUGAGCCUGGUUUGCCUUUUACCUUUUUGGUUCUGAAAGAACGAAAGAGAAAAGAGGGUCUUCAUCAGAAAUGAUAGAGUUGAUAGUGGCAGUAUUUCAAUUUAGAUUUUACUAGUCAAAGCUGCUACAUCAAACCUUGGCUAAUCCCAGGUUUUCUAACUUUGUGUAGAAUUGACAUCUUUGUAAUGGGCUGCGAUGAUUUUUCCUGUUUCCUUGUUGUAGUCUAAUAGUUUUCCUGAUAGUUUGUAAACAAUCUUGAAAAGAUUCUUACUUUCAGAUGAAUUUGAUUUGCUUUGAGAAAGUAUCUCCCUGCCAUCUUCGUUGUUUUUUAAAUACAGUCUUGAGAUCUCAAUCUCUCCACACAUUUACAUCCAACUUCAUCUUGCUGGCAGCCAAAAUAGACGAAGUUUUCUUACUGCUCUGGCCUUGAUUGCUGCAAGACACGCCUCCUAUUGGAGAAUUGACAGCAUUAAAAACAACAGUCUUUUAUAUUUGAUAUAUAGUUUAGUUGUUGGUGGAAACUUUGUCCUCAAACCAUGGCCACAUGUAUGAUUUAAGUUUUCUCAAAUUUUUUUUUCCCAAAAAUUUGAUCAAGAUAGUCAUUUGAUUCCCUGAACGUGCGAAGAUGAAAUGUAUUUAUUUGUUUAUUCUCUCCCAUUGCAUCUUUCUUUCUUCUUCCUACCUUCUUCAGCUCCCACCCGACGAUCUCUCUUGGCUCCUAAAAUUCUGCCAUUUCUUACCUAUCUCUUCAGUUCAACAACUCAACAUCUUCAAUCUUCAUGUCCUGAAAAGAACCCUUUAAAAACAAAGUCUUCAGAUACAAAAAGCUUUGCAUUUGGCUAACAUAUAUAGCUCGCUGGAGCUAAAGAUGCUGGACUGGUGCCUAGGAAGUUAUCGGGACCACCUGUUCCAGAGACCAAUGUGCCAUGCCAAGGUCACCCUACUCUGCCUCUUCAUGACCGCCAUCGUCCUACUUGGCACAAUUGGCGCCGGCAAGUUUGGCACUCAGGAGCAACACUUUAACUACCUCCGCAACAACUUCUACUCUUCUCGCAAGCGCGCCGAGCCACAGAAAGUUGUCAUUGAAUUGACUCGCAACAACAGCAGGAAUGAUACGAAUAUCAAAAGCGAUGAUCCAAAUAGCUAUGCCUCAUUUGAUAUUAACAAGCUAUUCGUCGAUGAAGGCGAAGACGAUGAGAAUCCUGAUUCGGACAAGCCAUACAGUUUGGGGCCGAAGAUUUUAGAUUGGGACCAGAAGAGAGCUGAAUGGCUAGGUGAAAACCCGAAGUUUCCCAACUUUGUUGGGCCUGACAAACCGAGAGUUCUGUUAGUCACAGGAUCUUCACCGAAACCUUGCGAGAAUCGUGUCGGCGAUCAUUACCUGCUAAAAUCAAUUAAAAAUAAGAUUGAUUACUGCAGGCUUCACGGCAUCGACAUUUUUUACAACAUGGCUCUGCUUGACGCUGAAAUGGCUGGCUUUUGGGCUAAGCUGCCGUUAAUAAGGAAGCUGCUGGUUUCGCAGCCCGAGAUAGAAUUCUUGUGGUGGAUGGAUAGCGAUGCUAUGUUUACAGACAUGGCAUUUGAGGUGCCGUGGGAGAAGUACAAGGAUUAUAACCUUGUGAUGCACGGGUGGAAGGAGAUGGUUUAUGAUCAAAGGAAUUGGAUUGGACUGAACACAGGGAGUUUCUUCAUAAGGAACUGUCAAUGGUCAUUGGAUCUUUUAGAUGCAUGGGCACCAAUGGGGCCUAAAGGGAAGAUUAGAGAUGAAGCAGGGAAACUACUUGCCAAGGAGCUGAAAGGGAGGCCGGUUUUCGAAGCUGAUGAUCAGUCUGCAAUGGUAUAUUUGCUGGCUACACAGAGGGAUAAGUGGGGCGACAAAGUAUAUUUAGAGAAUGCUUAUUAUUUGCAUGGUUACUGGGAGAUCUUGGUUGACAGGUACGAGGAGAUGAUCGAGAAAUACCAUGCCGGUCUUGGUGAUGAUCGGUGGCCUCUUGUUACUCACUUCGUAGGAUGCAAACCUUGUGGGAAGGCGGGGGAUUAUCCGGUGGAGAGGUGCUUGAAGCAGAUGGACCGUGCUUUCAAUUUUGGAGAUGACCAGAUUCUGCAGAAAUAUGGGUAUGCUCAUACUUCACUGGCUGCUUGGAGGGUUAGGAAGAGCAGUAAUUAAUCCACUUUAAGUCAAGCUGUUUAGGGCAUCAAAACCAUUGCAAGAGAGGGUUCUGCUGAUGCUGUGCUUGCUUGCUUUCUAGCUGCUCGUGUUCUUCAUUUAAGAAUCUAUCUAUAGAUUGUAGGAGUUGUUGAAAUGUGUUUUUUUGAAUGUUUUUCUUUCAUAAAUUCCAAUCGAUCUUAAAUUAACCAAUGAUUUAUCCACUAAAA